This is a messenger RNA of Amborella trichopoda, 1831 nucleotides long. The record is from RefSeq and is a predicted model, not a curated record. NCBI's taxonomy places the organism in Eukaryota, Viridiplantae, Streptophyta, Magnoliopsida, Amborellales, Amborellaceae.
AUGCCUAAGAGGUUUGUGUAUGUUAACGAAGUUCACAGGAAUCAGUCUCAUCCUUCGAAAGACUGGCCACGACUUCCCUUGAAGGAAAGAAUCACUAAGACUCUCCAAAGUACUGCUGAAGUUUUCUUGGAUGCUUUUGUGGAGAAUAUCUUUCAUUUCGUCAAACAACCCAUGCUGGUUCAGGGCAACUAUGCACCUGUAAAUCCAAUCGGUGAGCCAGUUAUGAUUUCAAGUGUCGAAGGACAAAUACCAAAUGACUUUCCCGAGGGGGUCUACAUUAGAAAUGGCCCCAAUCCUUUAUUUGGAGAAAUGACUGCAACACAAUCCAUCUUUGGAAGAUCAAGUGCUAUUUGGGUAGAAGGUGACGGAAUGCUCCAUGCAUUGUAUUUCCACAAAGACAACAAAGGAAAUUGGAAUCUUUCAUAUAAAAACAAAUACAUUGAGUCUGAUUCCUUCACAUUAGAGAGGGAAAGGAAUAGACCCCUGUUUCUUCCGGUAGUAGAAGGCCAACCUGCUGCAGUUUUAGUUGGUGCACUUCUAAAUCAGUUGAGAUUCGGUAAGCAUUAUCGAGAUAUGAACAAUACUAACAUUUUCGAACAUGGGGGAAAGGUCUUCUCAAUUGCAGAGAAUCAUUUGCCUUAUGAGAUUGAUGUCUCGAGCCUAGACACCAUGGAUGCAUGGGACAUCAAUGGUGCAUGGGAUCGUCCUUUCACAAGCCAUCCGAAGAGGGAUCCACAAACUGGGGAGUUGGUUAUUAUGGGAAUAGAUUCAAAGAAGCCAUUUUAUGUAUUAGGAGUGAUAUCAGCUGAUGGGAAGAGGGUGGUGCAUAAAGUUGACCUUAAAUUUGAAAGGAGCACUUUAGUUCAUGAGAAUGCUAUCACCAAAAACUUUAAUGUUAUAAUGGAUUAUCCACUUAUCGUUGACCCAAAAAGAGUUAUCGAUGGAAGACCGUUAAUAAAGUUUGAGAAGCAUCAGAAAGCAAGAAUUGGAAUAAUUCCGCGCUAUGGAGAUGUGAAUUCCACAACUUGGUUUGAUGUGGAAACACAUUGCACUUUUCACAUCAUAAACUCUUUUGAGGAAGGAGAUGAGGUUGUGGUAAGAGGAUGCCGGGCUGAAGGAUCCACCAUACCGGGUCCUGAUCUUGGUGUCAAUAAAAUUGAAUGGUUUCGCAGAGCUUUUUUGCCAGUUGGAAGAGAAGAAGGAUCUGAUCCUUCUAUUGAUGGAAUAUUGUUCACUCGUGUUUACGAAUGGAGAUUGAACAUGAAAAUUGGUUCAGUAAAAGAAGGAUAUCUCACUGGAUUAGAGGUCUCCAUGGAUUUCCCGGCUAUCAAUAACAAAUUCAUGGGUCUAAAGAACAAGUAUGGAUAUACCCAAGUUGUGGAUUCCAUUGAAAGCUCAAGAAUCGGGUUGGCAAAAUAUAAUAUGUAUGCAAAGCUAAAUUUUGAGGAACUUGAGGAAUCCCAUGGUGCUAAGGACAAGAGGAUUAAGGUAGAAUAUCAUAGGCUUGAGGAAAACCAGUAUUGCAGUGGGGCUGUAUUUGUGUCACGACCAGGGGGCAGUGAUGAAGAUGAUGGAUGGAUAGUUUGCUUUGCUCAUAAUGAGAAUACCAAUAUCUCUGAAGUUCAGAUUAUAGAUGCAAAGAAGUUCACAGAAGCACCUGUCGCAAAAAUAGCGAUACCAUGUAGAGUUCCUUAUGGUUUUCAUGGAACUUUUGUUUGUAAAACCAAGAACGAUUUCUCCAAGUGUAUGUAGAAAUCAAAAUCAUAAACUGCAACCAUAGCUCCAAAGUGAUUGUUUGGAACAGAUUGUCAUGAAUGGAAUAUAUUGUUAG